UGUCGCGCUCGUUGUCAGAAUUCAACUUGCGCUUGCGCCAACACCCCGUAGAGUUAUGACGAUGCCGACCCAAUCGCCGUUCUCGAUCACGUCGAUGCUCAAUGACGACAGCUGCAUGACGCACUGCCACGAAGACGACUUGUCCUCGGACGACUCGCAGACCACACCGGACGCGCGGCCGCAUGGCCGGAAGCGCCAGCGCGACUUGCAGCUCGUGACAACGCUGGCGAGCGAGGCCAUGUCACUCGAGUCGACGUUGUGGAAGAUGCGCCACGCUGUAAAGGAAAAGAUGGAGGCCGCGACGGCCUGGGAGCGCUCGGCGCGCCUCGAGGCCAUUGGCCGGCACACGCUGGAAGUUCAGCGCCGCAACCUGCAGCAAACGGUUGUCGCGCACUGCAAGGCGAUCCACUCGCUGCAGUCGCACCUCCUCAAGUCGGCGACGCUCUCGUCGAUCCCGAUGAAGCGACCGCGACGACACUACUUUAGCCCAUCGCCGCUGCCCGCGAUCGAGCGCGACGACACGAUCAUCGAUGCGUCCAAGCCACACGGCGCCGUCAAGAUGGCAUCGCUCACGUCCGAAGCCAAGGAGCUCGUCUCGAUGCGCUGCCAGCUCAUCGAGCGGCUCGACCAAAAGGCUCGGGAUGCGUCGCCUUGGGAGCUCAGUGCGCGGCAAGAGACGCUCGACAUGCACUCGGCCCUUGUUGAGAACCGCAACUUGAAGGCGUGUCUGGAAGAAUACAUGAAGUACCUCACUGCGCUGCGCUUCAUGCUGCUCAAGUGCCCUCUGGCCAACGACGAGGCCCUGACAACAACGACCAUGUAAUCUGAUGCUAUAAUUUACGCUGCACUUUGCAGGCUUUUUGAUUGGAUA
This is a messenger RNA of Saprolegnia diclina VS20, 871 nucleotides long. RefSeq lists its product as hypothetical. The transcript is spliced from 2 exons. Lineage: Eukaryota; Oomycota; Saprolegniomycetes; Saprolegniales; Saprolegniaceae. Bases 56 to 823 code for a protein of 255 amino acids. The record is from RefSeq and is a predicted model, not a curated record.